AUGGGAACGUCCUAUGAGGCAAUUAAUGCAUUUGCAACUGCUGGAAUUACUAUCACUGCUUGUCAUAUGGAUAGGAAGAAAGCUGACCUUGCAGAAUUAUAUGAUGAUCUAAUCAAUACUUAUCUUAAUAGGAACAUUAGGAAGGCAAUGAUACUCAAUAUUGAUGACUACCACAAUAUUCAUGCCAAACGGACACCAGAUACUUGCUCAACUUCGACGGUAUCACACAUGACGACUCUGAUAUUAAACUCGAUUGAGACUGAUGCCAUUCUGAUCUAUGGACCGAAUG
Paraglomus brasilianum is the source of this 289-nucleotide messenger RNA. NCBI's taxonomy places the organism in Eukaryota, Fungi, Glomeromycota, Glomeromycetes, Paraglomerales, Paraglomeraceae. The record is from the annotation of a GenBank genome assembly.